This is a messenger RNA of Babesia microti strain RI, 312 nucleotides long. RefSeq lists its product as hypothetical. NCBI's taxonomy places the organism in Eukaryota, Apicomplexa, Aconoidasida, Piroplasmida, Babesiidae. The transcript has 3 exons. The coding region runs from base 1 to 312 and encodes 103 amino acids. The record is from RefSeq and is a predicted model, not a curated record.
AUGUUGCCAUAUAAUUUGGUGAAAAUUUUGUCAUUGUUUCUUGGAGUAAUUAAUGCACGCUCUAUGUAUCUUGAAGGUGCUGCAAAUCUCACUGAUGAAAUUGAACCAGAAUGUUCUAAAAAAUCAGUAAAGAAAUACGCUCCUAACGCUAACGACGAUCACUCUGAAAAAUCAAGGAAAACAAUUGAUGAAAUCGUUGAAAUGUGGAAAGAUGAUAAUUCAUUCCGAUUCGAAGUGAAUGACGAUUUUGAAAUUAUUAAGAAAUGGAUCAACGAUGAAUUCAGUUACUUAGACAACCAUCGUGACCUAUGA